Parnassius apollo (apollo) is the source of this 1023-nucleotide messenger RNA. NCBI's taxonomy places the organism in Eukaryota, Metazoa, Arthropoda, Insecta, Lepidoptera, Papilionidae. The record is from the annotation of a GenBank genome assembly.
AUGGACUGGAAGAACUAUCAUCGCUUAAAUGUCAUUUAUGACUUCAUGGAUAAUCUGGCACGAGAGUGCCCAUCUUUGUGUACAGUAUGUACAAUUGGGCGGACAGUUGAAGGUCGCGAUAUCAGGCUCUUGAAAAUAUCAAACGGUCGCUGCAACAAUGCGGGUGUGUGGUUGGACGGCGCGACCCACCCCCGCGAGUGGAUCAGUACAGCCGUAGUUACUUAUGUGGCCGACCAGCUUGUCAGGAACUUCGAUCAGCACCCAGAGUUCAUAACAAAUAAAGAUUGUUACGGAUGGGGUGAACGAGGUGAAGAGGGGUCUUCAGAAGAUCCAGGAAAUAUUUUCUAUAGAGGUCCAGAACCAUUUUCGGAACCAGAAACUUGUGCUAUUAGGAACGCUAUUUGCGAGAGUGACACUAAGUUCAAGGUGUUCCUGUCAUUCCAUAGCUAUGGUGAGGUGAUAAUUUUCCCAUGGGGUUACACUAGUGAUCCUUGUCCGGACUACGUUCAGAUGCUGGAGGCUGGCACAGCUAUGGCUAAGGCCAUACAAAAAGCCAGCGGCCAUACUUAUAAGGUGGGCAGCACAAAGGACCUCAUGUAUUAUGCAUCUGGAACAAGUACUGAUUGGAGCUACGCUGUCGCUAACAUUCCCUACUCGUAUAUGGUGGAAUUAAGAGGCAAAAGACAUCGUUUUCUUCUUCCAAAGGAGGAAAUUGUUUGCACAGCUGUGGAAGUUUUAUGCGGCGUAAUGAAGUUGAUGGAAUAUGUUGACAAACGCUGCAAAAAACCAUGUCCACCACGACCAUGUCCACAACCAUGUUCGCAACCAUGUCCACAACCAUGUGAUAAUGAUCCACCAUGUCGACUCUCAAGAUCCCAGUCCUGUAGAAGUUCAAAGUCCUGCAAAAGCUCUGGAUCUUGCCGAAGCGCUCGAUCCCAUUCUUGUCGCAGCUCCCAAUCGCAGUGCUGCGAAAGCUCAGACUCACAGUGCCAAUUCCCAUCAAAAUCCUGCAACUUCACUUAG